Messenger RNA from Eleginops maclovinus (Patagonian blennie), 2756 nucleotides. RefSeq names its product phosphatidylserine synthase 1b (gene ptdss1b). NCBI's taxonomy places the organism in Eukaryota, Metazoa, Chordata, Actinopteri, Perciformes, Eleginopidae. The coding region runs from base 68 to 1474 and encodes 468 amino acids. The record is from RefSeq and is a predicted model, not a curated record. The transcript has 14 exons. Gene Ontology annotation, biological process: phosphatidylserine biosynthetic process. Gene Ontology annotation, molecular function: L-serine-phosphatidylethanolamine phosphatidyltransferase activity.
UACAAAACCUUGCUGAGGCUACGGGUAUUAAGGCGUCACAAUUAAGGAAAUAGCCAACAACUACGAUAUGCCGGUCGCCGUGGCUCCAAAAACACACCGGGAGGAUGAUGUCAACUAUAACUUACAUUUCAGAAUGAUAAACGAGCAACAAGUGGACGAUAUCUGCCUUGAUUUCUUCUACAAACCACACACCAUCACACUCCUGACAGUCACUGUGCUCAGCUUGAUGUACUUUGCGUUUACAAGGGAUGAUGAGCACUCUGACAACAACCUCCGAGUUGGUCUUUUGGUGGUUGUCUCCUUCUUCUUGGUCAUCAGUAUCCUGGCCUUUCCUAAUGGACCUUUUACCAGGCCACACCCUGCAAUAUGGCGAAUGGUGUUUGGCCUCAGUGUUCUGUACUUCCUGUUUCUUGUCUUCCUCCUCUUCCUCAACUGGGACCAAGUAAAGUUACUGAUGUACUGGCUGGACCCAAAUCUGCGCUAUGCCCAGCGGGAAGCAGAUAUUAUGGAAUAUGCUGUGAACUGUACAGUGAUAACAUGGGAGCGGAUCCUGACCCACUUCGACAUCUUUGCAUUGGGUCACUUUGCAGGCUGGGCCGUGAAGGCUGUGCUCAUCCGCAGCUAUGGCCUCUGUUGGACCAUCAGCAUCACCUGGGAGCUCACUGAGUUGAUAUUUAUGCACCUGCUGCCGAACUUUGCGGAAUGCUGGUGGGAUCAGGUCAUUCUGGACAUCCUGUUGUGUAAUGGAGGAGGCAUCUGGAUUGGUAUGACCGCCUGCCGAUACCUGGAGAUGAGAACCUACCACUGGGCCAGCAUCAAGGAAAUCCACACCACCACAGGAAAGAUAAAGCGAGUGGUUCUCCAGUUCACACCAGCCAGUUGGACUUACGUGCGCUGGUUUGACCCAAAGUCCUCCUUUCAAAGACUGACUGGCAUCUAUAUCUUUAUGAUCCUCUGGCAGCUGACAGAGUUAAACAUGUUCUUCCUGAAGCACAUAUUCGUCUUCCAGGCGUCUCACGCUUUUAGCUGGUGUCGCCUUAUUGUCCUUGGAGCCAUCACUGCACCCACUGUUCGACAAUAUUAUGCAUACCUGACUGACACUGAGUGUAAAAGAGUUGGCACACAAUGCUGGGUGUUUAUUGCCAUCUCUCUCCUGGAGGCGCUUGUUUGUGUGAAAUUUGGUAACGACUUGUUUUCCAAGACACAAGUUCGCUAUGUGUUCCUGUGGCUGCUGAUUCUGGCCCUCAUCACACUUCUAUGUCUAUAUGGGAUGAUGUGGUACGAGCAAAAGAAAAUUAAGAGCAUUUCUGUACAAAGUGAAGACCACGAUGACAGCAGUGUUGACGAGUCUUGCGGUGUCAUCCCAGUUGGUGUUGCAGCUGAAAAGGAUUCAUUGAGUUUACAACCAACAAAACUGAGGGAAGCUUCUCUGAGGAACAGAUUUGUGAAUGAACAUGGAGGAAAGGAACAAUAAACAAGAGCACUUUUAAUUCCUCUAUGAAAGGGUGAAGGGUGGAACCAACAAGGGCAAUAAAGUUUGCAAAUAAAUGUACUAAAUACAUGUUAUAAAAAAUGCUUCCUAGGGGUAGGAGCGCAGACUCUAAAACAAAUUCACACCAACAAGCCUUUAUACAAUCGGGUCAAAGGUGCAACACCAUUUAAAGCGGAGGCAGCAUUUACAUAUCUUAAUACUGAAUGAAAAGCACGUAAUUGGUCUUGCAAUUAUUUCAACCAGACUCAAUCAAGCAGAGAACAUGCACUGGAUUUUGAAUGAAGAAAACUGCCUUUUUUUUUUUUACCUAUACACUAGAAGGCUAGCCUCUUCCAACACACAACAUGUUCUUCAUAACAUUACUAAACAUUGUUUGGACACUUUGCCCUGUGGGAAAUGUAAUGUCCAGUCAGGGAAAUGUUUAUGCCUAUGAUAUACUAGGACUUUCUUUUGCACCUAACCUCUGUAACUCUUUUUUUUAAUACGACUGUCUACCAGAUGUAAUGCCUUGCUAGAAACAUAAAGAGCACAACGUUGUGUAAGACAUUCCAUUUGGUGAUGAGUUUUUGUUAAACUUUUUGGAUUUGAUAUAUUUGUGUAUGUAUGUAAUCAUUUCUAAAAUCAACCACUAUUAACACUGAUUUGUAAUGCAGUUGUAGAUACACUACUAUUUUCUUUUCUUCAAUCAUAUUUAUAUCAGGAGAGAUGUUUUUGUGUACUUUGAAUGAAAAGUAGAACCAAGUGUUACUAGACCAACUUUAGUGUUUUCAUGUUACCCUUUUUAACUUCAAAUGAUGUGAUAUUGAACUGUUGACAUUAGUGUAUGUUUGUUAUUAGAUUUUAUGAUAGGUGUGCUAAGAAAAUACUGUGACAUUUAAUGUAAAAGCACUGUGGUAAUAUUAAAUAGCAGAUAAUACGCACUAAUGAAAUUAUCUUUUUCACAGGCGUUUGAGUCUUUUAGUGGUCGAAAUGAACGUGAUAUUAAUAUAACAGUUAGUGAGUAGUCCAUAAAAUAUGUUUUUAAUAUUAUUGAAUGAUGCAAUAAAAUUCCUAUUUGAUAUCAUAGUGUGUUUUCCAACUUCCUAUUUGUCAGCUUUUUGAAUUUAUAUUUAGGUUUAAAAAUCCCAUUCUUUUUUGUUAUGCCUCAGUGAUUAUAGUCCUUUUGCUGUCUACAAAGCUUGAGGUGUCAGACUGACUACUGUAUUUAAUUGAAAUUGUUGAUUGUGUAACUUCUAAUAAACUAAUUGUUUCCACUGAUCAUAUA